ACGACACAUAAUUAUCUAUGGCCUUAUAUAUGACCGUCUAUGACAAGUUUAUGAUGUGUAUCCAUAUUUGUAUCUGAGUAAUUUUAUCAGUGUUGGUGUAAUUUAGUUUAUUGAGAAAACUAAUUAAUAAUUAAACUUUGAAACAAAAAUAUCUGCUUAGUUGAAGGAUAUGGCGACGACAAAAUUUUCUAUUCUAAUCCGAUGCUUAAACACUUCAAGUAUAACCACUCAAAUGGUAAAACCACCAAUUCAAGUAUUCGGAACAGAGGGUCGGUAUGCGACAGCUCUAUACUCUGCAGCAACUAAAGAAAAUAAGUUAGAUAGUGUAGAAAAGGAACUGGUUAUGUUUCAGACGACAAUUCAGAAAGAUGAGAAAUUAAGAGAAUUUGUUCUUAAUCCAACUAUUAAGCGUCAAACAAAGUCAGAAGCUAUUAAAGCUAUUGCCUCAAAAUUAUCUCUCUCAUCACAAUCAUCAAAUCUUUUGCAGCUGCUGGCUGAGAAUGGUCGUCUUAAGAACUUUGAUGCCAUCAUUAAUUCUUUUAAAGUUAUUAUGGCAGCUCACAGGGGAGAGGUAACAUGUGAAGUUAUCACAGCAAGGGAAUUAGAUGCCAGUCAAAAACAGCAGUUGGAACAAGUGUUAAAGUCCUUUUUAAAACAGAAAGAAUCAUUAGUGCUGUCCACUAAAGUGGAUCAAUCCAUCGUAGGGGGUAUGAUUGUCAGUAUAGGUGAUAAGUAUGUUGAUAUGAGUGUUGCUAGCAAAAUCAAGAAAUACACUGAUAUAAUCAAAGCUGCUGUUUAAGAAUGAAAAGCAUUUUUGUUGACCUAUUAUUAGAAAAAAUUGUGUAGAAAUAGAAUUAAAAUAAUUACUACCCUUAUUAUUUAAAUGCAAUUGUAUGUAAAGAGGCCUGGCCUCUAAACAGUAUACAGAAUGAA
Agrilus planipennis (emerald ash borer) is the source of this 933-nucleotide messenger RNA. It is a transcript of the gene ATPsynO, whose product is annotated as ATP synthase subunit O, mitochondrial. The transcript is spliced from 3 exons. NCBI's taxonomy places the organism in Eukaryota, Metazoa, Arthropoda, Insecta, Coleoptera, Buprestidae. Gene Ontology annotation, molecular function: proton-transporting ATP synthase activity, rotational mechanism. The record is from RefSeq and is a predicted model, not a curated record. Bases 170 to 799 code for a protein of 209 amino acids. Gene Ontology annotation, biological process: proton motive force-driven mitochondrial ATP synthesis.